This is a messenger RNA of Sardina pilchardus (European sardine), 5170 nucleotides long. RefSeq names its product myosin VIIA and Rab interacting protein a (gene myripa). Gene Ontology annotation, biological process: intracellular protein transport. Bases 468 to 4409 code for a protein of 1313 amino acids. Gene Ontology annotation, molecular function: myosin binding; small GTPase binding; actin binding. Gene Ontology annotation, cellular component: cortical actin cytoskeleton. Lineage: Eukaryota; Metazoa; Chordata; Actinopteri; Clupeiformes; Clupeidae. The transcript has 18 exons. The record is from RefSeq and is a predicted model, not a curated record.
CUAGUUGGUCAGGUGCGCUGACUAAUCUGUAAAACUGGCCAGGCAAGGACCACGCUUGGGGUUGUGCUGUAGCUGUCCAGGUAGUCAAGGCGAAAACGGAACAUCUGGGUUUGUAAUGACUGGAGGGACCGUGGAUUUAACCGAAUAGACGACCAAUAGCCUAUAAUCGUGGCUUUUUGUGGGUCGUUAACGCAAAACUGUCCAUUGACAGAACACACGGAUCACAUUUGCGUCACGGGUCGAUUCGCAAACGGCUAAGGAAGGCGCCAGACAGUGGCAGAAGCUUCAAGAGUGGAUACCAUUUGUAGUUACUGUAUGCUCCGGGGAUGAACGAUAUUUGCUCUCUGCUGGCGGUGUUGGCUCAACAGAUUCUGAGCAUUUCACUGAACAGGCUGCCAAUUUUUCCGUGAAAGUGACAAAUCAGUUGCUGCUUGCAAUCCACUUGCUGCGUUCUGAUUAGCACCCUUAUGUCGGAGGCCGGAGAGAUGGGCCGCAAGCUGGACUUGUCGGGGCUGUCGGAGGCGGAGGCUCAGCACGUGCUGCAGGUGGUGCAGAGGGACAUGAAGCUCAGGGAGAAGGAGGAGGCGCGCCUCAGUGAGAUGAAGCAGGAGCUGGACGCGGAGGGCAGCCGGUGCUCUCUGCUGUCGCGGCAGCACAGGUUUAACGAGCGCUGCUGCAUCCGCUGCUGCGCGCCCUUCACCUUCCUGCUCAACCCCAAGCGGCCCUGCCUGGACUGCCAGUACAACGUGUGCAAGGGCUGCUGCACCUACAGCCGGAGGGACAAAGCCUGGCUCUGCGCCGCCUGCCAGAAGAGCAGGCUGCUGAAGACCCAGUCCCUGGAGUGGUACUAUAAUAAUGUGCGUAGGCGCUUUAAGAGGUUCGGGAGUGCCAAGGUGCUGAAGACGCUGUACAGGAAGCACGCCGCAGAGCAAGGAAAUCUGGCAGAACUAACAGAGGGGAGCACAUACGCAGAGAGCACUGGCAAUGAGGGCAGUGUGUGUGACAGUGACUCAGCCUUCUACAAGCAGAUCGAAGAGCACAACAUGGCCGACACAAUCACUGUGGCACUGCGGGUUGCAGAGGAGGCCAUAGACGAGGCCAUCACCAAGGCCGAGACGCACAGGGACAGCCAAGAGAAACAGAGGGAGGCCCAGUAUCUGCGGGAGAACCGAGAGGAGCUGAUCGAGGAACUGGCCACCACCAUUGUACAUAAAAUUAUCCGUAGGAGAAGAGAUCUCUCGGACAUGCAGCCGGAUUAUAACCUGGAUUGGCCUCCUGAUGAGGACGGCGAGCUGCUGACGGCCGUCCCCGAGGCCCACAGCAGCCUCAUCACCUCCACCAGCCUCAAGUCCUCCCUCUGGCGGUCUCGUUCGGCCUUCUCCCUCCUCACUGACGGAACCUCAGACCCGUACCAGCCGGUGCAGAACCAAGAGGACGUUCCGGCCCAGCCGCCGCUGCACGGGCUGAAGAAGGAGGGCCUGCCCAUCCUGCCCACCUGGAAGAGCGUGGACCGGCUGGACAACUCUAGUGCGUCCGCAGUGCUGCAGAGUCCCGACGGGAACUGGAUCGCCCUGCAGAGCACGCUGCUGUCGCGGCCCAGCCUGCUGGCCAAGCGCAAGAGCCUGGUGUUCAGCGUGCUGGAGAAGGAGUCCGGCGUGGUGUCCGCCUACGACGAGAUGGGCUCCGACACCGAGGCCGAGCCCGAGGGAGCCUUCGGCGCCCUGCUGGAGUUCCGCCGCAAGAUGAAGGCGCAAGGGGGCGACAUCGGCAUCGGCGAAGGCGACGGCGAAGACGACGGCGACGUCGAUGUCGACGGCACCACCGACGACGGCGUUGGCGUCGGCAGCGCCGACCCCGACACGGCGGACUCGGACCUGGAGGGGGCGCCGGUCAAGCUGGGGCUGGACGGCGCGCGGCUGCGCUACCACAAGCCGCUGCUGUCGCUGCUGAAGAAGAAGAAGGCGUCGGAACGGCGACGCACGCCGCCCCGCCGGCCCAGCGUCAUCGACAUGAACUUUAACCCCGAGGCGGCCGACAGCAGCGAGGCCGACGAGACGCAGGCCGAGAGCGCCACGCCCACGCGCACACGCCGACGCCGGAGGAGCCGCAGGGAGCACCUGGACGACAGCAGCCAGCUGGAGCCGCACUCCCCCAGCGUGCCGGUGAGACCGCCGUCGGCUCCAUACACGGAGUGCAGCACCAUGGCCCUGGAUGACCUGGUGAGGAUGCGCAACAUGAUGAUGCAGGAGACCCCCGUGCUGCUCACGCCCGAGGACGGCCUCACGUCCGACACGGCCACGCCCGACAUCCUGAGCUCGGGCAACAUCACCCCGGAGCCCUUCCUCUACGAUCCCAAAGACGUCACCUACAAGAGGCAAAACACCUUCAAGGGCAUCAGCGGCGGCGGCGGCUGCGGUGGUGGUGGUGGUGGCUGCACCAUAGAGCAGGACCUCACCUCCCGGCUGGAGGCGCUGGCCAGCAAGGUCACGCACUUCUCCUCCACCGAGGACGAGCUGGACCGCGACGACGGGAAGGCCAUCAACGACGACGACGACGACAACGACGAGGCCGGAGGGCGACAGAGCAGGGAGAGCCUGGCCCGCGACGCCCUCUGGGACAUGGAGGUGGAGGACCAGGCCAACGCCGCGGCGGAGGAGGAGGAGGAGGAGGAGGAGGAGGAGAAGGACGUCAACGGCGAGCGGCUGGCCGAGAUGGACAUCGACAUGGAGGAGGUGCGGGAGGAGGGGGAGAAGUACAUCCUCUCGGUGCGGGCCAAGGUGCUGGAGCUGGACACCCGGCGGAGGGCGAGCCUGGCGGGCGGUGCCCCCCCGGUGGAGCAGACCUGGUGGGAGUCCCUGAGCGGCAUGCCCGGCGAGGGCCGCGAGCGGCGGAUGCCCGACGCCUACGCGCUGUCCGAGGCCGACUUCGACUCGCUGUCGGAGGGGCUGGACGAGGGCGGGAGCAUCGACGACAUCCUCAGCGACAUGGUGCGCUCGUCCGAGAUCGAGAUCGAGAAGAGCGCCGAGGCCUGGGACCAGGCGGGGGACAGAAUCGAGGCCAUGGACGUGCGGGAGGACCGAGCGGACGAGGUAAGGCCGGCGGACGAGCUGGACAGGAGCAAGGUAGAGGUAGCCACAGGAAAGGACGAGGGGUGCGGGGGGCCCAGCGCUGGUAAGGGGGGAGUGACGUACGACAAAGACAACAACCGGCUGCUCCCGUGGGAGUGGCUGAAAGGGGACAACAGCAAGUUGGGAGCAAAGAUCCGGAAGUCCUACAAGGAGAAGGAGGCGUUUGACACGUUGGAGAGGAAAAGGAAGGAGCACCUGCACAGAGGUGCGCAGCAGGUGAACGCACAGCAGGUGAACGCGCAGCAGGUGAACGCGCAGCAGGUGAACGCGCAGCCGUCCGUAGAGCAGAGGGAUCCGCCGGGAAAGGGGCAGGUCCAGGAGCAGGUCCGGGAUGGCGAGGUCUCGGAGGGGCGGAAACCGGAAGAGGACUUCACCUUCCGGGCGGUGAAAGUCCACCUGGACGAGCUGGAGCCGUGCAAGAAGGGGAGCCGUGAGGAGGAGGAGGAGGAGGUGGGGGAGAAAAUGGAGGUCAAGGAGAGCGAGCAGCCGAGGGCAGAGGAGAGCGUUCGGCAGCCGAGCCCGGCGCGGAAACCGGCGGAAGAGGAGCAGAGGGAGGGCUUAAAGAUGGCCACCGUCAGCGGCAAAGUGGCCGUGGACGGCCGCGGCGCUGCCCGAGGCUUCCGCGAAGAGAGCUCGUCGUCGCCCGACCCGAAUCCGUACCCGUCUCCGGACGACAUCAACAAAGAUAGGUAUGGCCUUGAGCUAGAGCACAACCUGCAGUUAAUCUCCAAUGUGAUGCAGCAGAAGUACUCGGCGGCGUCGCUGCGCAGCGUCACCACGGAGAUGCUGCGCGUCCUGAACGCCACGGAGGACCUGAUCCAGGGGGCGGAGGGCAGCAUCGACGAGCCCGCCAACUCAGACCGCCGCACCUCCUCCGCCAGCAUCUCCCCCGGCCAGAGCAGGAAGCUGGACGAGCAGCUCAGCAAGCUGGAGGAGAAUGUGUAUGUGGCUGCAAGUACGGCGUACGGCCUGGAGGGGGAGCUAAGUGAUCUGGAAGCGUGUGCACGUCGCAUCGGCCAGAGCACCAACGAGAGAGAGCUGGCCCACCUAGAGGACCAGGUGGCAUCGGCCGCAGCCCAGGUGCAGCAGUCUGAGCUCCAGGUCACUGAUAUUGCUGCAAGAAUCGCAGCCUUGAAAACAGCAGGUCUGAAUGUUGCGCCACAACACCGCUUGUUCAAGCCUUUGAAGACAACCAAGACACAAACCAUAGACACAUCAAGACAACAGAGGAGAAGACUGCCUGCACCUCCCACAAAAGAGAAAGAGACGACUGACAUUUGAAGCUGUCUGGGAUGGCCAGCUCGCCGACACAUUCUACCCAAAGUUCAAGACUGUCUGCACUCCUGUGCCUUGAAGCAGUGAAGCUCUGGACGGAGGAGAGGAGUGACAACGUUGCCAGACUGUUUCAUCUCGCCAGUGCAAUCUUUAACAAAUACUCUUCGCCUUAAAUCAAUAGCCAGGAUGUCAAUGACACUUGAACAGCUACUGACAGCAUUGUAGACCAGUAACAUUGUGGACAGGUAAGAGCAGUUUGAAUAAGAAGAAGACAACAAAAAAAAUGAAGACGUUUUGUAUAGAAUGUUUAUAAUGUGCAGUUUUCUUUUUCAGAAAUAUAUUUUUAUUUCAGUGCAAUUUUAUUUACACCGUCUGAUAUUGCUGUCCCGAGAUCGAACCUCUGAAUGAAGCAACACUCGUGUCACAGCCCAAGCAAAUGCAUCAGGUUUCUGUGAUUCAUCUGUAUGUGAUUUAUGAUAUGAGAAAAGAAAGUGAUCGUCUCUCUCUCUCUCUCUCUCUUGAUAUUGACUAUCAUCUGAUGGUAAACAUUAAAUAGAUAUUUCAGAGGGUAUUUGUCAGUGUAUGUAAAUGCUAUGUGUUCAUGUGAAAAACCAGUGUGAGUCCUCGCUGGAGCUCUGAAUCAUUGUUCCAGAGCUCACAGUUCUCUGAUUCCGAUCCUAGGUUACCUGUGAAGGUGAAUGAUACUGCAAAGACUAAUUUAUUGUGACUGUAAGAUAAUAGAACUGAAUAAAUGUUGCAUUAUUUAA